This is a messenger RNA of Fundulus heteroclitus (mummichog), 2062 nucleotides long. It is a transcript of the gene mdm4, whose product is annotated as MDM4 regulator of p53. NCBI's taxonomy places the organism in Eukaryota, Metazoa, Chordata, Actinopteri, Cyprinodontiformes, Fundulidae. Gene Ontology annotation, biological process: negative regulation of apoptotic process; protein ubiquitination; regulation of cell cycle. The transcript has 11 exons. Gene Ontology annotation, cellular component: nucleus. Gene Ontology annotation, molecular function: ubiquitin-protein transferase activity. Bases 197 to 1684 code for a protein of 495 amino acids. The record is from RefSeq and is a predicted model, not a curated record.
UUAACCGUCAUUUUGAAGCUGAAGUUCACGUAACCGUCACUUUUAAGUUAGCAUUAGCUGGUGCUAAAAGCUCCUCAAACACAUUUCCUGUUGGCACUUUUAUUCUAAGGGCUCGCUGUUAAGGCAACAGUUUGCGAGUGAAAUAAUGUAGCAGCUGUGAAGUAAUGCCAACCCCAGACGGUUUAGUUGUUUUACUAUGAGCUCGCUGUCGGCCCAGCCUCAGGCUUCAAGCUCGUCAUGCAGGACGCUUCCUGGAGAGGGUAAUCAGGUGAAACCAAAAGCCCCUCUGCUGCAGAUCCUGCGUGUCGCUGGAGCACAGGAGGAUGUCUUCACUCUCAAAGAGGUGAUGCACUACCUGGGUCAGUACAUCAUGGGAAAGCAACUGUAUGACAAACAGAGGCAGCACAUUGUCCAUUGCCAAGAUGAUCCUUUGGGUGAACUUCUGGAAGUUGAAAGCUUUUCUGUCAAAAAUCCGAGCCCAGUAUAUGAAAUGCUGAAGAAGUACCUGGUUGUGCUUGGCUGUGGUGACGCUGCAGAGAAUCUUUCUGUGGGCCGUGAGUGUGUAGAGGGCGGAGUGGAGGAUCGUGGUCAGAUGUGUGAGGAUGUGGUCAAAGCAGGAGUGGCGGCUGGAAGCGAUGGGCCUCUUCUGCCGACCCCCUCCCAGAGGCGGCCUCGUGAUCCAGAUGAUGAGUCUCUUGAAGGCCUGCCGCGCUCGGCCUGCAAACGCCCCAAACUAGACGUCAGUCUCGAAGAGUGGGACCUCUCUGGUCUGCCCUGGUGGUUUCUGGGUAAUCUGCGUAAUAACUAUAGCCGCAGGAGCAACGGCUCCACCGACAUCCAUACAAACCAACUGUCUGUUGCACAGGAGGAGGACACAGCCAUCGUGUCAGACACGACAGAAGACCUGUGGAUUCUGACCGAGGGCGAGAGCGAGCAAGUGAGCGUGGAGAUGAAGGAAGCUGCACUGGAAGAGGGAAGCGGAGGAGAAGAAGGUUCUCUUGAUGACGAUUAUGCAGGAGGGAAGGAGGAAAAGUCUGACCGAGAGAUGCACGAAGAACCCGAUGAAGACUCCCAGUGUCUUAGCGACGACACCGACACAGAGCUCUCCAUACAGGACGCGUGGCAGUGCACCGAGUGCAGGAAGUACAACAUACCUCUCCAACGGUACUGCGUUCGCUGUUGGGCUCUGCGAAAAAACUGGUACAAGGACGUUCCCCGGCUGGCCCACUCCCUCUCUGUGCCCGACAUCCCAGCGUGUAGCUCUCUGACCACCCACGACGAAGAAGACGACAGCGACACGGGCAUCGAUAUCCCAGACUGCAGCAGAACGGUGUCGGACCCCGUCAUCCUGCCCUCCCACUCCACCGCCGACCGGCCCAUCCCCACCGCGGCCAUGGGUAAAGGCAAAGGCCCGCUACCUUCCGGCUUCCACAAGCACGGCCAGCUCUCAGAAGGGGAGAGCCAGGAAAACCUGGAGAUGGAGGUCCAAGACGUCCGACCGGAGGCGCUGCUGGAGCCCUGCAAGCUGUGCCGAGUGCGGCCGCGCAACGGCAACAUCAUCCACGGGCGAACGGCUCACCUGCUUACCUGUUUCCCGUGUGCCCGGAGACUGCAUAAGUUCCACGCUCCCUGUCCAGGGUGCGGACAGAUCAUCCAGAAAGUUAUUAAGAUAUUCAUCCUGUAAAGAGCACAUGGAGGGAUGUGUGGGGUUUGAUGCCUCUAGAUGUAAACGCAGCACACAGACGCAUAUAGAAACAGUUAGACACGUUGAGCUUAUUCAUUCAUUCAUGAAUCCACCAAUCACAGCACUUGGUAAAUCUGGCUGUUUUUAUUUUGCGUCACAAGAGAAGUUUGUAACUAAUAUUUUCUUUGCUGUCUCAUUUAAAUGAGGGACAAGACGAGGCAUGAGUAUUUAUUUAUUUAUUUCUAAAUGCUCCCACUGGGGCGGAUAAUUUGAGGUCUUGUUUGAUCUCAUGAAGGCUUUUUUAACAGUAAAAUAAAUCUUCCUAACCUAAACCCCUCAACAUUAUGCUUUCAGACUUGACGUUUUUUUUUUUUUUUU